AUGGACAGAACUGCGGUGCCAAAGUGCGGCUUAAAAUCUUGCAAACACUUAUGCGUGAGGUCAGCUAAGGAUGCUUAUGAGUGUUUAUGCCCACAAGGUUAUUAUAUGGAUAGUUGGCAAUGCAAAGUUUCGUCCGAAACCCUUUUGAUAGCCGGUGACAAGCUUCUCCCUACCGCCAAUGGCAGCACCUCAGUGUUCCUUUUCCACCCAGCAGUAGCCUACAAACCUUGGAGAAAAUUGGCUGUUGACUAUAAAAAUGAACUGUUUGAACUUUGGGUCACUCACAUGAACGGAUCCUACACCGAUCGUCUACUCAACAGUGACGACACCCUUACAGCGGUUACUGUAGACCAAACCACAGGGAACGUACUCGUUGCCGCUGAAGUAGGCCGACGAAUCGGAGAGAUUAUUCUUGUGGAUCCUAAACGCAUCAAGGAU
Cylicostephanus goldi is the source of this 438-nucleotide messenger RNA. The record is from the annotation of a GenBank genome assembly. Lineage: Eukaryota; Metazoa; Nematoda; Chromadorea; Rhabditida; Strongylidae.